This is a messenger RNA of Perognathus longimembris pacificus (Pacific pocket mouse), 2277 nucleotides long. It is a transcript of the gene Gpr37, whose product is annotated as G protein-coupled receptor 37. Gene Ontology annotation, molecular function: prosaposin receptor activity; G protein-coupled peptide receptor activity. Bases 1 to 1818 code for a protein of 605 amino acids. Lineage: Eukaryota; Metazoa; Chordata; Mammalia; Rodentia; Heteromyidae. Gene Ontology annotation, cellular component: plasma membrane; signaling receptor complex. Gene Ontology annotation, biological process: adenylate cyclase-inhibiting G protein-coupled receptor signaling pathway; positive regulation of MAPK cascade. The record is from RefSeq and is a predicted model, not a curated record. The transcript is spliced from 2 exons.
AUGCGGGCCCCGGGCGCGCCUUUCGCUCGCACCUCGUCGCUGCUGCUGCUUCUCCUGCUGCUCAGGGUGGGUGUCUCUUCUGUCCUGGGGAGCCAGACGUGUCUUGGGGAGAGCUGUUCCCCCCGGAUCCAGCGUCUCAGCAGAGAUGCUUGGGGGCCGGGAAAUGCUGAGAGCGACAUCCCGCGAAUCCGUGCGCCCACGGAAGAAGGGCUAAAGGCGGCUGUGCCCGUGGCGCCCUCCUGGGACCAACCUGUGGCCCCAGGUGCGGACCACGGGGCGGAGGCGCCUGAUCCUCGACUCUCGGGACCUCCCACGAGGUCCUCUGGCAUCUGGAGAUGGAAAAGUGCCCGCGGUCAGGAGCGUCCUGGAAAUUUGAGGAGAGGGGAUCCCACGGAUCUUCAACUUUACCUGCAGACUUCUGAAGACGAAGGGGGGAGUCCCAGAGACUCGGGCAAUCCCCGACGACGAAGCCAGGAGCACAGUGUGCAACCAGAGCCCGGGGCCAGGGAUCUUUUCUACUGGCCGAGGAGAGCUGCGAGACUCCAGGGUUCCCACCACGAACUUCCUCCCAAGCCGCCCAGCGGACCUCUAGGGCACGAAGGGAGGACAGUCGCGCCCCCCGGAAGGGCUCUGCCCCAAAAUGGGUCCUUGGAUGAUGAGGUCCACGAAAGUGGGGGUCCCCGCCGGGGGAACAGCACAAGCCGUCGUUUGAAACUCAAGAAUCCCUUCUACCCUCUGACCCAGGAGUCGUACGGAGCCUACGCGGUCAUGUGUUUGUCCGUGGUGAUCUUCGGGACCGGCAUCAUUGGCAACCUGGCCGUGAUGUGCAUCGUGUGCCACAACUACUAUAUGCGCAGCAUCUCCAACUCUCUUUUAGCCAACCUGGCCUUCUGGGACUUUCUCAUCAUCUUCUUCUGCCUUCCGCUCGUCAUCUUCCACGAGCUGACCAAGAAAUGGCUGCUGGAGGACUUUUCCUGCAAGAUCGUGCCCUAUAUCGAGGUGGCUUCUCUAGGUGUCACUACCUUCACCCUGUGUGCACUGUGCAUAGACCGCUUCCGUGCUGCCACCAACGUACAGAUGUACUACGAAAUGAUUGAAAACUGCUCCUCAACCACCGCCAAACUGGCUGUGAUAUGGGUCGGCGCUCUAUUGCUGGCUCUUCCAGAAGUUGUCCUCCGCCAGCUGAGCAAGGAAGACUUGGGGUUCAGUGACCGAGCUCCCGCAGAACGGUGUGUUAUAAAGAUCUCUCCCGAUUUACCGGACACCAUCUACGUCCUGGCGCUCACCUACGACAGUGCGAGGCUCUGGUGGUAUUUUGGUUGUUACUUUUGUUUACCCACGCUGUUCACCAUCACCUGCUCUUUAGUGACGGCGAGGAAAAUCCGCCAAGCGGAGAAAGCCAGUACCCGCGGGAACAAGAGGCAGAUCCAACUGGAAAGCCAGAUGAACUGCACCGUGGUGGCCCUGACCAUUUUGUAUGGGUUUUGCAUCAUUCCCGAGAAUAUCUGCAACAUCGUUACGGCCUACAUGGCCACCGGAGUCUCUCAGCAGACAAUGGACCUUCUCAACAUCAUCAGCCAGUUCCUUUUGUUCUUCAAGUCCUGCGUGACCCCCGUGCUCCUCUUCUGCCUCUGCAGGCCCUUCAGCAGGGCCUUCCUGGAGUGCUGUUGCUGCUGCUGCGAGGCGUGCAUCCAGAAGUCUUCCACGGUGACCAGCGACGACAACGACAACGAGUACACCACCGAGCUGGAACUCUCGCCUUUCAGUACCAUCCGCCGGGAGAUGUCCACCUUCGCUUCGGUCGGGACGCAUUGCUAACCGAGGACCGCACUUGCCUCCAUCAGAUUGGUCCAUUUGUUUGAUUUCCCUAUCCGGUGAAAGGUUUUACUUUGUAGUUUUCCUUACAGGAAAAUAAAAAACCAAACAGACAUGCAAAAGGAAAAAAAAAUACCUAUUAACUACUAUAGGACUCAAAUUUUGCAAAUUAAUAUUUGUGCUCUGAGAAAGACAUGUUUAUAUUUAGUUAUUUAAGAAGAAGGGGAAAGGCUGAUAGUUUUAGAUCAUUUUAUCUGGUCUGGUGCUAAUAUUUUAUUCAAGAAAAGUUACCGCACCUUAACUUAAUUGCUAGAUUUCUUUCUUUCUUUCUUUCUUUUUUUUUUUUAAUAUAAUCACUGUAUAUUGGUUCUAGCCAUGUGAUAUUUGCAAGUUAUUUUAUGCUCAGUUGUGAUUGAAAGUAUAUUGUAUAUGGUAUCGUGAGAUGAUUUGUAUGUUGAGGAA